AAUCUCGGGUGCAGUUUGUGACACGAAUCAGAGAGAGAGAGAGAGAGAGAGAGAUGAAAAACGAGGUACAGUUGACUCCGGCGGCGGUGGAGAAGGUGGAGAGUUCGACGGAGGUGGCCCUCGUGGAGAAGUCUCCUUCACACCAGAAAAGCUCGAGGAAGCCUUCGGAUAGAGAUCUUGAACUGGCACGGGUUGAGUCUGAAAAGAAUCUGUCCUUCAUCAAGGCAUGGGAGGACAGCGAAAAGACCAAAGCUGAUAACAAAGCUCAAAAGAAGAAGUCAUCUAUCACUUCAUGGGAGAACUCGAAGAAGGCAUCUCUGCAAUCACAGCUGCAAAAGAUCGAGCAAAAUCUUGAGAACAAGAAGGCAGAAACGAAGGAGAAAAUAAAGAACAAGAUCGCCAUGGUCCACAAAGCAGCAGAAGAGAAGCGAGCGAUGGUGGAGGCGAAGCGUGGGGAAGAGCUCCUCAAGGUGGAAGAAGCCGCUGCCAAGUAUCGUGCCACGGGCAAGCCUCCGAAGAAGAAGGGCUUCGGCUGCUUCGGCGCUUGACGAGUCUGAGAGAAGGAUGGAGAAGACUCCCCACCAGAAGCAUCUGUUCCCUGUUCCUGUGUUCUCUUGCUUGUGUUUGCUUCGCAGAGAAAGCAUUCAGGUGUGUUGUGACCCAGCGUGUUUGUGUGACCGAGUUUAAUGUUCCCUCCACCUGUAUUCUUGAAACAUCUGUUAGCUUUGAUUGCAAUCAAGUAGAUGCGUGUUGCCAAGCACUUUUACAA
This is a messenger RNA of Musa acuminata subsp. malaccensis (wild Malaysian banana), 769 nucleotides long. Lineage: Eukaryota; Viridiplantae; Streptophyta; Magnoliopsida; Zingiberales; Musaceae. The record is from RefSeq and is a predicted model, not a curated record.